Molecule: messenger RNA, 1096 nt
Organism: Triticum dicoccoides
Lineage: Eukaryota; Viridiplantae; Streptophyta; Magnoliopsida; Poales; Poaceae
Product: probable acylpyruvase FAHD2, mitochondrial
Exons: 8
Coding region: 84-764 (226 amino acids)
Cellular component (GO): mitochondrion
Molecular function (GO): acetylpyruvate hydrolase activity
Source: RefSeq, a predicted model, not a curated record
GGAGCCUUCCGCUGAGCAGUCCUUUGCUUCUGGUCGUCUACCACCUCCCCAUCCCCAGCUCCCAAGUCGCAGCUCUUCCGGCCAUGGCGGCGGCGGCGCAGAGGCUCCUCGCGGCGAGCACGAAGAUCGUCGGGGUCGGGCGGAACUACGUCGCCCACGCCAAGGAGCUCGGCAACCCCGUCCCCAAGGAGCCGGUGCUGUUCCUCAAGCCGACCUCGUCCUUCCUCCACGCGGGCGUGGCCACCGCCGCCGUCGAGGUGCCCGAGCCGCUCGAGUCGCUGCACCACGAGGUCGAGCUCGCCGUCGUCAUCUCCCGCCGCGCGCGCGACGUGCCCGAGGCCUCCGCCAUGGACUUCGUCGGAGGUUAUGCGCUUGCUUUGGACAUGACAGCAAGGGACCUUCAGUCUGUAGCUAAGUCUGCAGGUCUUCCUUGGACUUUGGCUAAAGCACAGGAUACCUUUACUCCAAUUAGUGCAGUGGUUCCAAAAUCAGCUGUCCCUAAUCCCGAUGAUCUAGAGCUCUGGCUAAAGGUGGACGAUGAACUCAGGCAGAAAGGGCCUACAAGCGAUAUGAUAUUCAAGGUUCCUUUUCUAAUCAGCUAUAUCAGUUCGAUCAUGACAUUGAUGGAGGGUGAUGUGAUAUUAACCGGUACUCCUGAGGGUGUAGGCCCUGUCCGAAUUGGACAGAAGAUCAAAGCUGGUAUAACUGGCCUCAUCGAGGCCGAGUUUGAUGUUCAGAGGCGCAGUCGGACAUUUUCUCCAUGAUGUAGCAAUCAAGAAACUAUGAUCUGAAUGUAACAUUGGAUUUGAUCCGAUCGUCGACCUGUGCUGUCUACAAGCGAAACCAGAGUGCAGUCACGACUGCCUUGUAACUGUGAUUCCGCGCACCAUUCUGGAGUCUCCCAUUACGUGUACGAUUCUUUUAAGCUGGAAGUAUUUAUGGUCAGUAGGCCGAACACACAAUGCUUCCACAACUUUGUUGGUACAAGCAUCUUGUGUUUCUGUUAGAUAAAGCUGUAAUGUCCCUCAUUCUGCAACAUGUGGUUGAAAACACAUUCAGUUUAUGUUGAAUAAAUCGUCGCUUUUCCCAGUUUUAA